Molecule: messenger RNA, 11379 nt
Organism: Perkinsus marinus ATCC 50983
Lineage: Eukaryota; Perkinsozoa; Perkinsida; Perkinsidae
Product: Ciliary dynein heavy chain, putative
Exons: 43
Coding region: 1-11379 (3792 amino acids)
Biological process (GO): microtubule-based movement
Cellular component (GO): dynein complex
Molecular function (GO): dynein intermediate chain binding; dynein light intermediate chain binding; ATP binding
Source: RefSeq, a predicted model, not a curated record
AUGCUACUGUUGCUGAGGUAUCUCGAGACCAAGGUCAAGUGCAUUACAGAAGAAUGGCACGCUAAGGCCAUGGAGCUCGUGAAGCAAGAGCCGACUCUCCUUGCGGUCUCGGGAGUGGCUCAGUCGCCCGACGGAGUGACAUCACUACCACCUUCAGGGGAAGCCACGACGGGUGUUAACGCUAGGAGCAAUACAACGACAGUCCCGGCAACUGCCACUAUCGAUGGAGUUGUAUGGCCGAGUUGCAAUCCUGAUCGGCUGCUAGAAGCGUCGACUCACCUCAUGAGCCUCAUGAUAAGGUCAGUGGUCGAGCGAAGCUGCGCCGAGUUCCUCGCCUACUUCGAAGGCUUCUGCCCUCGUGGCACCACCCCAUUGACGUAUCCUGAGGUCGCACACCUCCCUCACAAAACAGCCGACGAACCCCGGGCACUACUACUGAACAUGCUGGUCGUUGACGGUAGCGAGGUCAGAUUGAAACAUGCCGGGGACUACUGUCACGAGCGCUUGACGAGGCUGUACAAAGAUGUCGUUAUCGCCUUGAACGAAAUGAAGGGCCCUGCAUCGACCCUAGAAGCGGCGGCAGAGGAGUCAUCUCAGCAUCGCACUAUGCUAUACGAGGUCACUUCCAGCGAGAGUCAUAUAGCUUCCCUGCUCAAGAGGCUGGAAGAUGUCGUGACGUCGUGCCUUGAGGCGGCGGGGACAGUCUCGGACAUGUACGAACCGCAUCUUAGUUUGCUCACAGAGGUCGGCCGAGCCAAAGAGAUGGCUUUGCGGAUAGCACAGAUACCGGACCUGUCAUCGAAGGAAAAGCAACCAGGCUCCACGGUGAAGGCCGAAUCCAUAAUAGAAUAUAUACGGAAAAUGCGAGAAGCUCAACGCAGUGUGGAGGACAACUGUCGCUCGUUACUCCGGACUGCUAUGAUGGCUACGGAUUGUUCGGAGGUCAAUGAACAUCUCUGCAAGCAGGCGUCUGAGUGCGUCACUAUUGUCACUGCAGCCCUCAACGAUCGCGUGAGAGAGCGCAGUCGGAAGUUCACUGCAAAUGUCGCGGAACUCGAGGAGCGAUUCAAGGAGGUCCCGGAGUCGGAACAGGCCUUGAUAGACAUCGAAAAGGACUUGGACGACUUCUUCGAUAGAGGGCAGGAAGCCUACGAGGACGAGUAUGGAGAGAUUCGACGAUGGCUCGACGUCCUGUAUGAAUGCGACUUUGCCGUCCCGCCCGAUACUUUAACGGCGGUUCACGAGUCUGGUAUUCGACUGGCGACUAUAACCGAGCUUGUCUCGGAUCGCGUCGAGGAGAUCGAGUUCUGCAGGGACGAUAUAGAGCAGGCGCUCGGGGGACGACGGGACAAGGCCAUCGUGGAACUGGAGACGUUCAAGACGGUUAUCCAACGCUUUGCCGAGCAUGGGGAUGUCAAUGCAGCAGAUCAGAACUGUGAACGUAUCGCCAAUUUGAAGCAAAAGAUGGCUGACUACAGUAGCCUACGAGAGGAAAUCAACUCUCUAGAAGCCUUGCUGAAGAUGGAAGUAACUGAGUUUGGCAUUUUGGAGGAGUGCCAGGCUGAGCUUGAGGUCUACGAUAAGCUGUGGAGUCUAGUCAGUGAAUACGGUACGAAGGAGCAUAUGUGGUAUAAGCGAGGUAUGUUCCAACUUGAUGCUGAAACUGUGGAGUCGGACGUUAUGAGCUUGUGGAGAAGUGCCUACAAGUUGCAGGCGACGUUUGAGCAGGACGGCAGGACAGCUCCUAUGAAGGCUGCGGCGUUUGUGAAGAGCAACUUGGAUGGAGUGAAGAAGCAUCUACCUUUGAUACAAGCUCUGUGCAAUCCGGGUCUGCGAGACCGGCAUUGGGCGGAGAUAUCCUCAGCAAUUGGCUUCACAAUAGCUAGAGAUAAGACAACUACUCUGCAGAAGAUGCUCGAUAUGGACAUAGUCGCCUACGCAAAAGAGCUGACCGACAUCAGUGACAGGGCUUCUCAGGAGUACCAAAUUGAGCGCUCCCUUGAGAGCCAACAGACCGAAUGGCAACCAGUGACUUGCGACUUCAAGCCAUGGAAGGAGACGGGCACGUUCAUCCUCUCUGGUGGUACUGUCGACGAGGUCCAGGGGUUGAUCGACGACCACAUUAUCAAGACCCAGACUAUGAAAGGUAGCCCUUCAGCGCAGCCUUUUGCUAAUGGCAUCGCUGAGUGGGAAGAGUUCUUGAUGAAAGCAACUAGUGUGAUCGAGGUGUGGAUCAAAGUCCAAGGGGUUUGGCUUUACUUGGAACCUAUCUUUGGCUCUGAGGACAUCAUGCGACAGAUCCCCAGUGAGGGCGCCUUGUUCAAGGAUGUCGACACUCGUUGGAGAAAAAUAAUGGAGAAGUCGAGAGAGUCUCCAGCAGCAUUAGAUGUGUUCAAGCAGGAGGGCAUGCUGGCUGCCCUGGAGAAGUCUCAAGAACAGUUGGAAAGGGUCCAAAAGGGCCUCAAUGACUAUCUCGAAGCCAAGCGGUUGAAGUUCCCCAGGUUCUUUUUCUUGUCCAACGAUGAACUGCUGGAAAUCUUGUCAGAGACGAAGGUCCCGGUCAGAGUACAGCCUCAUUUACGCAAGGCUUUCGAAGGUAUUCAAUCUCUGGAGUUCCAAGAGGACAAGAAGAUUACUGCUAUGCUCUCCGUGGAGAAGGAGCGGAUCGGUCUUACUCGCGUGGUUGAUCCCGUGCUGGCCCGCGGUAACGUGGAGGAGUGGUUGGUCCAGUUGGAAUCGAUGAUGCUCGAGACCAUCCGUGCGGUCAUCUUCGACUCUAUAGCGGACUACCCGACGAAGUCCUAUGCUGAGUGGCUGGCGUUGUGGCCGGGGCAGGUGGUCAUCGCAGUCGGUAACAUCUUCUGGACCUCCGAGGUCAUGGAGGCCCUCAGCUCAGGAGGCAAUGCUGGUCUUGGGAAAUACUAUCAGAAGAUGGACGGUUUGUUGCAGGACAUAGUCGCCUUGGUGCGAGGUGACAUUCCUCCUCUUGUGCGUUGCACGCUGGAGGCUCUUGUGGUCAUUUUCGUGCAUAACAAGGACACUGUCCAGGAGCUGCACGACAAGGGACUCUCCUCGGUGGAUGACUUCGAUUGGCUGGUGCAGCUGCGGUAUUUCGUAGAGAAGAACGCUGAUAAGAAGGGCGACGUUGAUGAUAUCUUCGUGCGAAUAUCCAACUCUCACCUUGGUUACGGCUAUGAAGCCCUGGGCAACUCGUCUCGACUAAUCAUCACGCCCCUCACCGACAGGUGUUAUCGAACCCUUUGCGGGGCGCUCCAUCUUCAAUACGGUGGAGCCCCUGAGGGACCUGCUGGUACCGGCAAGACCGAGACUGUGAAGGAUCUGGCCAAGGCGCUGGCCAGAAUGUGUGUGGUCUUCAAUUGUUCUGAUGGUCUCGACUACAUCGCCAUGGGGAAGUUCUUCAAAGGGCUCGCAGCCACCGGUGGUUGGUGCUGCUUCGACGAGUUUAAUCGCAUAGACCUCGAAGUGCUCUCAGUUGUAGCUCAGCAGAUCCUCACCAUACAAACUGCUAUCAAAGCUCGGCUCACUGAAUUCGAAUUCGAGGGUUGCAUCCUUCCCAUCAAGUGGACCUGCAACAGCUUCAUCACCAUGAACCCUGGCUAUGCUGGUCGAUCAGAUCUGCCGGACAACCUUAAAGCACUCUUCCGUACUGUGGCUAUGAUGGUUCCCGACUAUGCGAUGAUUGCUGAGAUCAAGCUCUACUCCUUCGGCUUCGAAGACUCUCGGAGCUUGGCUCGGAAAAUCGUGACGACCUACAAGCUGUGUUCUGAGCAGCUCUCUUCACAGAGUCACUAUGACUACGGUAUGCGUGCUGUAUUCUCGGUGCUGGUCGCAGCAGGUAAUCUUAAGCGCAAAUACGGUACCGAGUCUGAGUCCGUUCUCAUGCUUCGAGCAAUCAACGAUGUGAAUCUUGCCAAGUUCCUGGCCUUCGACGUGCCCCUGUUCCGUGGGAUCACUUCCGACUUGUUCCCCGGAGUGGUACUGCCUCAGCCUGAUUAUACUGCUCUCAUAAGCAAACUCAGGAUGCACUUUGAGAAAAACAAUCUCGAAUGGAUCGACUAUCUUGUCGAUAAGAUUAUACAGUUUUAUGAAUGCCACAUAGUGCGUCAUUCAGUGAUGCUCGUGGGGCUCCCGUUCAGCGGUAAGACUACGGCUCUCAACAUCCUCCAGGCAGCCCUCACCGACCUGGCCGAGAGCGGUGAGAUGCACAAGGGCCAGAUCGUUCACCAGGCUAGGCUCAAUCCCAAGUCGAUUCCAGCCGGCUGCCUAUACGGCGACUUUGAUGAAGUGUCUCAUGAGUGGACCGAUGGUAUCGUGGCAGUGUUGUUCAGGAACUUCGCCAAGAACCAGACGGACGAGCGCAAAUGGCUUGUGUUUGACGGUCCAGUCGAUGCUGUAUGGAUCGAGAAUAUGAACACUGUUAUGGACGAGAACAAGAAGCUGUGUCUGAACUCGGGAGAGAUCAUAGCAAUGAGCUCUAACAUGAGGACGAUCUUUGAACCCAUGGAUGUCGAAGUGGCUUCUCCUGCUACUAUCUCCCGGAACGGUAUGGUCUUCUUCGAACCGCAUAUUCUGGGCUACGAACACCUCGUGAAGAAGUCCUUCAAAGAGGACCUUCCUCCAACAUUCAAGAGCGAGCAAAUCGAGGAAGCAGAUGGGAUGCAGAAAUGGCUGUUGCCUCCGCUCCUUCGUACGCUUAAGCUCGAAUGUUCCGAGGUUAGCCCCACGCAGGAACAGAACUGCGUACAGUCUUAUCUGAAACUCUUCUCUACGUUGCUGAAGCCUCUGAGUGACGAGAAAGAGUAUGAAGGCCAAGUAGACUCGACACUGACCAACAUCAUCGACUGCCUCACGGUCUUCUCUAUUAUUUGGAGUCUCGGCGCUUCAUGUACGACAGAGAGUCGCAAGAUAUUCGACGCCGCACUACGAGGAUUACUCACAAAUGAGGUUGAGAACACCGAACAUUUCAAGAGGAUCGAACCAUCUCUGCCAGAGCGUGGCUCUGUAUAUGAUUAUUUCUUCGAUAUCCAGCAAUGCAAAUGGCUGCCUUGGGCCGACACGGUUACAGCCGAACAACAGUUCCCAGCGGGAGCAUCUCCUGAGAGCAUCAUUGUGCGCACGCUGGAUAAUAUAAGAUACUCUUUUAUAGCCAAUCACUGUAUUGAUAACAAGAUUCCCCUGCUAUUCUGUGGUCCCACGGGGACAGGCAAAACGGCGUACAUGCAGGGAGCGAUCCUUUCUAGAGAUAAGGCGACUACGGUGCCGAUCUUCCUCGGUUUCUCGGCCCAGACGCAAUGUGCCCAGACGCAGGACCAGAUCGACGUCAAGCUUGAUCGACGGCGGAAAGAUACCUACGGCCCACCGACUGGAAAGCUCUGUGUUGUGAUGAUCGACGAUCUCAACAUGCCAGCUAAGGAAGCAUACGGAGCUCAGCCUCCUAUAGAGAUUCUCAGACAGCUUAUCGACCAAGGAGGGUGGUUCGACCGGAAGGACAGUACUCAUCCCUUCAGGAACAUCAUUGACACGCUGGUUGUGACUGCGAUGGGCCCACCUGGAGGUGGCCGAACUUUUAUCACCCCGCGUAUGACCCAGCUGAUGCUGCUCACAGGGUUUGCCCUGCUCGAUGAUGACAAUAUGGCGCGAAUCUUCACUACCAUACUCGACUGGAGGUUUCAGUCUCAGAAUUAUCCUGCUGAAGUGAAGGGCCUCUCAGAAAAGCUGGUCAGCGCGACCCUGCAGGUCUACAAGGCAGUUGCCAGCGAGCUCCUCCCGACGCCUCUCAAGGUGCAUUAUACAUUCAACCUCCGAGAUUUCGCUAAAGUCAUGUUCGGAGUUCUGCUUCUACCCAAGGAUCAAUGCGAUGGGAGCAAUCGUCACGUCCGCCUGUGGGUCCACGAGGUCUUCCGAGUAUUCGGUGAUAGGCUCGUGGACGAUAAAGACAGAGUUUGGCUACUUGAGCAGAUGAGGGAAGUGACGAGAAGUCAUCUUGGCGUAGGCUUCGACGAGGUUAUGAAGCAUCUCGACUCCAACAACGACGACAAGGUGGACACGUUGGACGAAGUCAGGCUCCUCUUCUUUGGUGACCUGAUGUCUGCUCCUGCAGCACCUAAGCGCCCUUACAGUGAAUGUCCCGAUUUUGACCAACUUGCCAAGCAAGUGACAAGCCACCUUGAGCAGUAUAACCUGAUAAGCACUUCCCCUCUCAAUCUUGUGCUAUUCCUCUAUUGUAUUGAGCAUCUGUCUAGAGUAGCCAGAGUGCUGAAGCAACCCGGAGGUCACUCGUUGAUGGUGGGUGUAGGAGGCUCUGGUAGGCAGAGUGUCACGAAGCUAGCAGCCUUUAUGGCUGACUACACUAUUUUCCAAAUUGAGAUCGCCAAGGGCUAUGACAAACUAGCGUGGCGCGACGACUUGAAGAAGUUAUUGAUGGGCGCUGGAGGGCGGGCUGAUCCCAUGGUAUUCCUCUUCACGGACACACAGAUCAAAGACGAGAGCUUCGUCGAGGAUAUCAACAACAUGCUCAAUACAGGCGAGGUUCCCAACCUCUUUGCUCCCGAUGAGAAGAUGCAGUGCUGCGAGGCCGUCCGGAACUACGCCAAGACUGAGGGGAAGGCGACUGAUGGGACGCCCACGUCACUGUUCGCUUACUUCUUGGAGCGAGUGCGAGCCUUGUUGCAUAUAGUUCUAUGCUUCUCGCCUAUUGGUAACGGCUGGCGGUCCCGACUGCGUCAAUUCCCUAGUCUAGUCAACUGUACCACCAUUGAUUGGUUCAGCGAAUGGCCCUCGGAUGCUCUUCUAUCUGUCGCGGAGCAGUUCCUAGAGUCCGUCCCGAUGGCUGACGCUACUCGAACUUCGUGUGUCGAGAUGUGCCAGCUGUUCCACGUGGAGAGCACUAAGUUGGCGACGAGAUUCAAGCUGGAGCUUCGACGACACUAUUACGCCACUCCGACCAGCUAUCUGGAGCUUAUCAAUACGUUCAAGACGCUGCUGGAUGAGAAGCGAGGAGAGGUCAGUGCCAAGAGGGAGCGCUAUCUCGUUGGUCUGGAGAAGCUCGCUAACACUGAGCAGUCCGUAGCGGGCAUGCAGAAGGAGCUUACUGAUCUACAGCCUCAGUUGGUCGCUAAGAACAAGGAGGUUGAGGAAAUGAUGGUGGUUGUUAACGCCGAGUCCGACAAGACGAAUGCGGUGAAGGAAGUGGUUUCAGGCGAGGAAGCUAUAGCCUCACAGGCCGCUGACAGGGCCAAUGCUAUCAAGACGGAUUGUGAGAAGGAACUAGGCGAAGCGAUGCCGGAGCUCAACCAAGCUUUAGGAGCACUCGACACUCUGACAGGGAAGGACAUUGCAGAGAUCAAGGCCAUGACCAACCCGCCUGAGCCGGUACGCUUGGUCCUCACUGCUGUAUGCAUUAUGAAGGGCAUUGGCGCUGUGAGGGUCCAAGAUAAAGACACCGGCAGAAAGGUGGACGACUACUGGCCUAACGCGAAGAAGAUGGUCAGCGAGAUGGGAUUCCUACAGAGCUUGAAGGACUACGAUAAGGACAACAUACCUCCUGCUGUCAUCAACAAAAUCAAAGACUACACUGUGAAGGACGACUUCCAACCAAGUAGAGUGGCUAAGGUCUCAAAGGCUGCCUAUGGCAUCUGUUGCUGGGUUCGAGCCAUGGAGACUUACGAUAGAGUCGCCAAAGUCGUCGCACCCAAGAGAGAGGCUCUCGCUGCUGCCGAGGCUGAGUACGCCACGGUGAUGGCUGGACUGAAGGAAAAGCAGGCCGAGUUACAAGUGGUUCUCGAUAAGCUGCAAGCUCUCAAUGACAAGCUCAAUGCACUAGAAACGGAGCAGACCAACCUAAAGAAUCAGGUGGAAGACUGCAGUCGAAAACUAGAGAGGGCUGAGCAACUGAUCACAUCCCUUGGUGGUGAGAAGACUCGCUGGACAGCGAUGGCUGAGCAGCUUGGUUACGACUAUGAGAAUCUCACUGGUGACGUCAUUUUGGCGUCUGGUGUAAUCGCCUACCUCGGUGCCUUCACUCCGGAGUUCCGUCGGGAUGCAGUGACUGCCUGGAGCUCUAUCAGCCAGACCAAACAGAUCCCUGGAUCGGCCCAAUUCGCUCUGGAGAAGUGCCUUGGUGAGCCUGUGAAGAUUCGGAGUUGGACUAUCGCGGGCCUCCCCAACGACGCCUUCAGUAUCGAGAAUGGUAUCAUCGUGGACAAGGCCCGGCGUUGGCCGCUAUGUAUCGAUCCGCAGGGUCAGGCAAACAAGUGGAUAAAGAACACAGAGAAGGACCAUAACCUGGUCACGUGUAAAUUCACUGAUGGAGACUACUUACGAAGACUCGAGGGCUGCAUACAGUUUGGGUACCCUUUCUUGAUCGAGAACGUGUUAGAGGAUAUGGACCCUGCCAUCGAGCCGCUGCUGCUUAAACAGACCUUUACGAAGGGUGGCAUGACCAUGAUGAAGCUGGGCGAUGCCACGAUCGAGUACAAUAAGAAAUUCAGAUUGUACUUGACAUCAAAGCUUCGGAAUCCGCAUUACCUCCCCGAGGUGUCGGUGAAGGUCACUUUGCUGAACUUCAUGAUCACCCCAGUUGGACUGGAGGACCAACUGCUCAAUCUGGUCGUCUCGAUGGAGAAGCCCGACUUAGCCGCAGAGAAGGCAAGGGUGAUUUUAGAGGGUGCGGAGAACAAGAAACAGUUGGAGGAAAUCGAGGAUAAAAUACUCAAGGUCUUGAGUAGCAGUCAGGGGAAUAUUCUAGAGGACGAAACUGCGAUCAAAGUCCUGAGUGCCUCCAAGGUGCUCUCCAAUGAAAUUGCAGAGAAGCAGAGCGAAGCGGAGCAGACUGAGAUCCGGAUCGACAAAGCCAGAAACUGCUAUGUGCCUGUCGCUGAACAAGCGUCCAUCCUUUUCUUCUGCAUAGCUGACCUCGCGCAGAUCGACCCUAUGUAUCAGUACAGCCUCCCGUUCUUCGUUUCUCUCUAUGAGAUGUGCAUCCGCAAGGCGCCAGAGGCCCACCAUCUCCCGGACCGGAUCGAUAUUCUCAACAGCUUCUUUAUGAGGAGUCUAUACAACAACAUAUGCCGCUCCCUCUUCGAGAAGCACAAGCUGCUCAUGUCUUUCCAACUGUGUUGCUCACUGAAGGAGGCCCGAGAUGAGCUGCCGAUGCGAGACUAUAGGUUCUUAUUGACAGGUGGGGUCAGCAUGGAGGACCCUCCACCGAAGGCCGCACAGUGGAUACCUGAUCGAUGCUGGGGUGAGCUUUUCAAGAUGAGUCGUCUUGGAGAUCCCUACACGAAUGUUUUGGAGGACUUCGCGAUGGAACAGGAUCUGUGGAAGUCGGCCUACGACCAUGGCGAUCCACUAGGCCGAGUUCUGGAGCUGGGGGACUCCUUAAGUGCCAUCAAGGGCUUCUCGGAGUUCCAGCUGCUGAUGGUCUUGAGAUGCCUCCGACCAGAUAAGCUCGUGCCGGCGAUCAUGGGAUUCGUGUCUAGCAAUCUUGGAGAAGUGUUCAUCAGCCCGCCUCCAUUCGAUCUAGCCAGCAGCUAUGCUGAUUCGUCCAAUGUGACGCCCCUCAUCUUCGUCCUCUCGCCGGGAUCUGAUCCCUUUGCGGCCCUCUCCAAAUUCGCCUCGGAUCAGAAUAAGGAAUUCAGAUCUAUAUCUCUGGGCCAAGGCCAGGGCCCUCGUGCCGAGCAGAUGAUCGACGCCGGGAUGCGAGAUGGCUCAUGGGUGGUGCUGCAAAACUGCCAUCUCUGUACGUCGUGGAUGCCCAAGCUUGAGAGGAAGCUCGAGACCAUGGACCCUAAGCACAGCCAUCAGGAUUACAGAUUGUGGCUGACGAGUUAUCCCAGCCCUCAAUUCCCAGUGGCGAUCCUCCAGAAUGGUGUGAAGAUGACCAACGAGCCGCCCAAGGGGUUGCGGUCCAACCUCAUGGGCUCCUUCCUCACCGAUCCAAUCUGUGACACGGAAUUUUUCGAAGAGAGAUGUGUGAAACCGUGGCAUUUCAAGAAGCUGCUUUACUCGCUCUGCUUCUUCCACGCUGUCUUGCAAGAACGCCGUCUCUUCGGUCCGCUCGGUUGGAAUAUACCAUAUGAGUUCACCGAUUCGGACAUGCGUAUAUCGGUGCUGCAGCUGCAGAUGUUCAUCAACGAGUACGCAUCGGGUGAGGUGCCCUUCAAGGCUCUGAAUUAUCUCACUGGUGAAUGCAACUAUGGUGGGCGAGUGACGGACGAUAAGGACCGUCGACUCAUCAUGACCCUUCUUGCCGACUACUUCACAGAGAAGGUCUUCGAUGACGAAUACUCCUACACCCCAGAGUGUCCCCAGUAUCGGCCUCCAGAUGGCAAUGGUAGCUACGAAGACUUCCUGGAAACCAUAAAAGGCUUGCCGCCUAUCACUGACCCACGAGUCUUCGGCUUCCACCCCAAUGCCAACUUAACCAAAGAACAGAAUGAGGCAUUCGAUUUGAUGAAAGCUGCUCUACUCAUGGUGACCUCGACAACAGUUGGAGAUGGUAUGAGCCCUGAGGAAGUGGUCGGCUCGAUCAGCGCGGACAUUCUUCAGCGGAUGCCGAUGCCGUCACCAUUUAAGGUUGAAGAGGUCCAGGAGUCCUUCCCUAUGACGUACACUGAGAGCAUGAAUACUGUAUUGGCACAAGAGCUCACGAGAUACAAUGGUCUGAUUGAAGUAAUCCGCGACUCAUUGGCAGACAUACAGAAGGCAGUGAAAGGGCUUAUAUUGAUGUCACCACAAUUAGAGGCAGCGUUCCACUCGAUCAACGACGGCCGGACGCCCGAGAUGUGGAUGGCGAAGUCAUAUCCAUCAUUGAAGCCACUUGGCAGCUACGUGAAUGAUCUCAUUGAAAGACUACGGAACUUCCAGUCGUGGGUCGACGGUGGCAAGACCCCACACUUGUUUUGGUUUUCUGGCUUCUUUUUCACACAAGCCUUCACAACCGGAGCGUUACAAAACUAUGCGAGAAAGUAUACAACGCCAAUCGAUACAGUUGACUUCGACUUCGAGGUUGUCAGUGGUACCCCUGAAAAGGCCCCUGAGGAUGGUGUGUAUAUACACGGUCUUUUCAUCGAAGGCUGCAAAUGGUCAGAAAGUGAUUGGACACUUACCGAGAGCGAUCCGAAAGUUUUGUUCGUCGAAGCACCGAGGUUAUGGUUGAAACCGAUGGUGGGAUCGGAUAUGAACCUAGACUACCCACACUAUAACUGCCCAUUGUAUAAAAUUAGCAGCAGAAGGGGUGUACUCGCCACUACUGGCCACAGUACGAACUUCGUCAUGUACAUGCGGCUGCCGAGCAACACUCCUCAAGAGCAUUGGAUCAAACGAGGAGUCGCAAUGUUAACUCAGCUUGACAGCUGA